Molecule: messenger RNA, 1272 nt
Organism: Durusdinium trenchii
Lineage: Eukaryota; Dinophyceae; Suessiales; Symbiodiniaceae
Source: the annotation of a GenBank genome assembly
AUGUUUGUCCCUCAGAAGACUUGCCAACGGGAAGUCCAGCACCGCCUCAACCACCGACGGGCGCCGCCGAACAUCCCAGAAGCGCCGAUGAAGAACUUCGUGGGACGCCUGAGCUCGCCGGGUGGCUGCUGGCAAGUGGACAUGAGAGGGCAGGGCUUGUCGGAGCACGCCAUGCGCUUCACUUGCUUAAAAAGCGUUACAUGGACGCGUGACUGUCAUGGUAACGAGUUGAAGCUUGGCAUACCUUGGCGCUUUGAUCAGACCAUCUGGAGCAAGCACGGCAAUAUGAUGAUGUUCCGCAACGAUGCCGAGACGAGCAUCUUGGGCGUCAGCCGUGAUGGUCGGCUCGCGGCUCCGGGUGGCGCUCAGCACCUCUGGAGCGAGACCAACUACACCGGUCCGUGCCCCAACUUCGCCAACAGACUCUUCUCUUUGAAGGGACCCGACGGCGUCGUCUCUGGGGUCUAUGAUCCCAGCAGCAACACUCCGGGCCACGUGGUCUUCGACAAGAAGCAGGACAGAGAUCCACAUGGGAGCGGGAAAGUACAUGAAAGUACUCCGAAUCAGACAGAAGAACAGCUCAGGAUAAGGUCGCAGAUGGGAAACGGCCGAGCGAAGAUCCUGGAGUUUCGGCCCUUGUCGUUGGUCAUCGCCAAUGGGACGAAGCUCUACAUGUCCAGUGCUUCUUGGAUCCUUCAGCGGAUUGAUGGGCCGCAGCCAGUGUGGCGCGGCGUGCUGGACAUUGCGCAGCUCCGCUCGGCCAACGGGCCGCUGAACGAGGCGGUGGGCGGCAUCCGGGGGAUGACGGCGAUCAGCUGCCCGACGGAUCCGACCAAAGAGUCGAUCCUCUUCUGUUGGAACCCCAACGACAAGUCGGAGAGUUGGAUUCUGCGCACCGAUUCGGGCGCCGAUGGAGCCUUGCAGCCGCCGGUGGAGGAAACGUCCAUUCGGAGGUUGGCGAAGAGUUACUUGGGCACACAGGAUUUGCACUACACUCUGGCGGCCUACAACAACAUGUUGCCAGCCUCUCUGGGCUCGCCUUGCCAUCUGAUUGGUUUCGAAAUCUAUCUGGGUGAGCAAGCCAAAGUACAUGGAAGGGACCCCAAUCAAAAAGGCUUCUGGGCACCUCUGAUGCAGGGGGGUGGCUUCGCCGUGCGCGUGGCGGAGAAUGACUACUAUGUUCCCUGGGCUGCGCUCAGAACGAUAUUUUUUGAAGAGAAAACGUGCAGAAAGAUGAACUGGUGCUUUGCACCAAGAGGUUCCACAAACUGA